Molecule: messenger RNA, 561 nt
Organism: Uncinocarpus reesii 1704
Lineage: Eukaryota; Fungi; Ascomycota; Eurotiomycetes; Onygenales; Onygenaceae
Product: calcineurin subunit B
Exons: 5
Coding region: 1-561 (186 amino acids)
Molecular function (GO): calcium ion binding; calcium-dependent protein serine/threonine phosphatase regulator activity
Source: RefSeq, a predicted model, not a curated record
AUGGCUGAACAGAAUAUUACCGAUGACGCAACGAGACAGCCCGGCUCAAGCUCCCAGGUGAUCAAUGAUAUUGUAUCGGGAUCCAAUUUCGAUCAUGAAGAAGUUGACAGGCUCUGGAAACGUUUCAUGAAAUUGGAUAGGGAUCAAUCCGGUACCAUUGAGCGCGAUGAAUUCCUAUCCCUCCCUCAAGUUUCCUCGAAUCCGCUUUCAACCCGAAUGAUAGCCAUCUUUGACGAAGACGGUGGUGGUGAUGUGGAUUUUCAAGAAUUCGUUUCUGGCCUCUCGGCAUUUAGCUCGAAAGGGAACAAGGAGGAAAAACUCCGUUUCGCGUUCAAAGUAUACGAUAUCGAUCGUGAUGGUUUUAUUUCCAACGGAGAAUUAUUCAUUGUAUUGAAGAUGAUGGUGGGGAGCAAUUUGAAGGAUAUGCAGUUACAACAGAUCGUCGACAAGACCAUUCUGGAAGCGGAUAUGGACGGAGAUGGGAAGAUAAGUUUUGAGGAGUUUACACGAAUGGUUGAAAAUACUGAUGUCAGCAUGAGUAUGACCUUGGAUCAAUUCUGA